CGAUAUAAAACUGAGAAUGUAACAUCGUGACGGUUACGCCAAUGGAAAUGAACUCACGAUGACAAAUAUCAAUUGAGUAUCACGGCAGUGUGAUUGCUUGAUAUUCGUCAGUUUGAAGUCUUACGGCAGUGUGAUUGCUUGAUAUUCGUCAGUUUAAAGUCUUACAAGAAGUAAGAGUCAAUUAAAAAAUGGUCAUACGUUUGUAAAAAAAGUCUCAGAGAUAAAAGAUGUUACAUAACGGCCACUAGCGAUCGGUUAAAGCCGGAAAUUAAUACAAGGUCGUCACAGUUUAUUGUUAAUAGGAUCGAACAGCAUAACAGACGGUAACUGGAUUCCUCCACUAAACACCGACCUGUAAAAACGAAACAGUGAAAACAUCAGACGAUUCGUGGCAACGGCGCGUUACUGAAUAACUUUUACCGAAAAAAAGACAAAAAAACAUGGACGGAUCAUUCACGAAACUGGGCACAAUUUUGGUGAUUUUGGCGGGUGUUUGGAUAACAGAGGGUUCCAAAAUCCUCGCUAUAUUUCCGUACCAAGGUCGAAGCCACAACAUAAUGUUCGAGCCAAUUGUGAUUGGCUUGGCACGUGCGGGUCACUCGGUUGACGUCGUCAGUCACUUUCCCCCAAAGGAGCCGGUGGAAGGACUGAAUCACAUCAGCCUAAAAGGAACGCUGCACUUUUACGUGAACAACAUGACCGCGUCAUUCGCCAGAACAAUGAUGGGAGUUAAGGCGAUAGACUUCAUUUCCUACCAGGAACCAAACGACCUCUGCAACCUCAUGCGGCUUCCCCAGCUACAGAACGUCAUCAAUACUGACAAAAAGUACGACCUCAUGCUCACCGAGGUCUUCGGGACCAACUGCUACUUAGCGGUGGCACACAAGCUGAAGCUUCCGGUGGUCGGCGUCGUGACCAGCGCCAUGUACCCAUGGGCUUAUGAUACGGUCGCCGAGAGCCCGCUUGCCAGCUUCAUACCUUGCCAAUUCACGCCCUACACCAAUGACAUGAGGUUCAUGGAACGCCUGGAGAAUCUGGUCAUAAUUCUGUACUCAAAGUUCUUGUUCUUUUACUACGACAAAACGGUAUCCGAACCAAUCGCUAAGAAGUACAUCGAUGACCUUACGUCCCUGAAUGAUAUCUACCUCAACUUUAGCCUCGUGCUAGUCAAUAGCCAUCGAAGCAUCCAUGGAGUUCGUUCUACGAGUCCUGCGAUCGUUGAUGUCGCUGGUGUUCACAUCGACGAAACGCAACAACUCACAAAGGAACUGGAGGAAUUUUUAAACUCUUCGAAAAACGGGGUGGUGUAUUUCAGUAUGGGGUCAAUGGUGAAGUCGGAGAGCUUCUCGAAAGAGCAAAUACUAGCGGUCUACGAUAGUUUUGCCGAACUCUCGGACUACAAGGUCCUUUGGAAAGGGAAAAUGGAAGAAAUGCCGACCGGAUUACCACCAAACGUCAAAAUGGUGCCUUGGAUACCACAGUACGCCACACUCCGUCAUCCGAAUGUGAAGGCUUUUGUGACUCAUGGAGGUUUGAUGGGGACCCUGGAGGCGAUUCACGCGGGGGUGCCGAUGAUUGGAAUCCCAUUUUUCGCCGAUCAGACGUUUAAUAUAGCGGGAUACGCGCAUCGCGGUUUCGCCAUUCAUUUGGACUACGAGACUCUAUCCAAGGAAAGCUUCUCUGAAGCAUUACGGAAGGUUCUGAAGAAUCCUGACUACCAAUCAAACGUCGACCGUGUUUCGAGACUGUUCAAGGAUCGUCCGCUCUCUCCGUUGGCCGAGGCAAUUUACUGGAUCGAAUACGUAAUUCGAAACGGUGGCGAGCCGCUCAAAUCUUCGGGUCGUCAUCUCUACUGGUUCCAGUAUUACUUGAUAGACGUCGGUCUAUUUUUAUUAGCCGUAGCGACGCUCGUUCCUCUCGCUAUAUUCCUGUUCGUUAAAAAAUUAAUGACCCUCUUCUCAGGCACGCGAAAUAAUAACGUUCAAAUAAAAAAGAAGACUUCGUAGCGGACCAAAGAUGAUGGAAUUACUCUUAUAACAUGUCAAGCGCCAAGUCAUUCGUCAAUUACAAGAAGAACCUCAGUCUAAUCUUAAACUCAGGAUUAUGCACGCGUUAGAAAACUAGAAGGUGUUUAUUUAUUUUUUUUAAAUCUUGAUCAAAUCUAGACUCAGGAAUGAUUGGAGUUUCUGGUACACAACUCGAUAUCACAGAAACCUGGUUUAUAGAAGAAAAACAUAUGUAUGAAAUGACAAAAUGAUUUAGUUAUACGUUUUUAUCCACAUCGAUAAACGUAUUUUGUACACAAUGAUCACCUACGCGAAUCUAAGUCAGUAGAUUGGAAACAAAAUCAGUCAUAAAUAUAUUUACAAUUGCAAGUCCGUUUCGUGUGUUCUAUCAAAAUUGCGAAUUGUGUACCUGAAAAUUGUAGCGGUGUGACAGUUUAAAGAGUAUACUUAAAAA
Neodiprion virginianus is the source of this 2460-nucleotide messenger RNA. RefSeq names its product UDP-glucosyltransferase 2-like. The transcript is spliced from 5 exons. Lineage: Eukaryota; Metazoa; Arthropoda; Insecta; Hymenoptera; Diprionidae. Gene Ontology annotation, molecular function: UDP-glycosyltransferase activity. The record is from RefSeq and is a predicted model, not a curated record. Bases 441 to 2006 code for a protein of 521 amino acids.